GAGGAUGCUGAGCUGCAUUCCCAUCAUUCUGUGAGUAGAGGAGGAUCCCCCUGCGCAGGCAUAGCGGGCGAGACACCGAGCGAUAAAAACAUAUAAAAAUAAUCCAAGUCGAGCUGUUUAUCUGCCACCAUGUCCGCUGGAGGAGACCUGGGGAACCCCCUGAGGAAAUUUAAACUCGUGUUUUUGGGAGAGCAGAGCGUGGGGAAAACGUCUCUCAUCACUAGAUUCAUGUAUGACAGCUUCGACAACACAUAUCAGGCGACCAUUGGAAUUGACUUCCUAUCGAAGACAAUGUACCUGGAGGACCGGACAGUAAGGCUGCAGCUGUGGGACACAGCUGGACAAGAGCGUUUCAGGAGCCUCAUUCCGAGCUACAUACGAGACUCGACGGUGGCUGUGGUUGUCUAUGACAUUACAAAUGUAAAUUCAUUCCAGCAGACCUGCAAAUGGAUUGACGAUGUCAGGACAGAGAGAGGAAGUGAUGUCAUCAUCAUGCUAGUAGGCAACAAGACAGACCUGGAAGAGAAAAGGCAAAUCACGAUCGAGGAAGGAGAGCAGAGAGCCAAAGAACUGAACGUCAUGUUCAUCGAGACCAGUGCCAAGACAGGCUGCAAUGUCAAACAGCUGUUUCGUCGAGUUGCAGCAGCCCUACCUGGAAUGGAAAGCCUGGACGAUGCAAAUCCUGAAGGCAUGAUUGACAUCAAGCUGGACAAGCCAGCGGAACCAGCUGUGCCUGAGGGCGGGUGCUCAUGUUAAUGCAGAGCUGCACUUGGACAGCUCCCUUCACACCAUAGGCUUGUUGUGUUGCUUACUACUGGUUAGCUUCCAGUUGACUUCUCCAAUUGGAUAUAGGAUGUGGGCCUUGUAUCUGAUUGGACAAAUCAAAUGUUAUCUUUCAGUCUUGUUCAGUUGUAAAAUAUUGUAUACUUUGUCAAUAUGUAAGUGACUGGAGGAGAAAAGGGAAGAAAACAAUUGUUGCAAUGAAAAUGAACACACACACACUGAAAAAAACAGUUUGGAGAAAAAUGAGGAAACCAAUGGAGUUCUUUUCGCUGUUAUGUUUUGUAUUUUUUAUAUAUAAAAAGGGAAAGCACCAAAAAUGAUGCCUAAACACAGAAGGAGAAAUAGCAGGAGGGUCGGCCAUUUUUCUAAAUAGCUGAACAUGUCUGAAUGUCUGCAGCACGCAUGCACGCUGAUCUGAUCUUUGACCUUUGGCCUGCCCUACAGGGUCUCCGUGCUCUGGAAGGAGGCUGACUAUCUUAGAAUGUUUUAUAGCAUCUCUCUAUAGCAUCUCAUGACAAGACGUAUCUCAUUUGAUAUUCCCACAACUUCCAGUAGGAUCACCUAACAGUAGCUGUGAAAAUGUGGCACUCUAUCUCUCUAUGGGUUUAACUUUUAUAGAACAAGCUGUACUGUGGUUAAAAAAGAAGUAAUAAAGAGACAACUUACUAUCACAACUCCCUAACCCUCCUAAAAGUCCUCUCCUCUUCCUUCUCUCCUCCCGCUAUCCUUCUGUCCUUCCAGUCUCCCCAUCCCUCCAUCCCGGUAAUACACAUAUAACAAUCCACUGUAAUGCACCGCACUGUAUAUAAUAAUGUAAUAUGUAUGUUGUGAACGUCCCUCUGUAGAAGUGGUCCUUGUUCACCAGUAUGAAUAAUGUAAUAAUGUUUAAUGAUUAAUAAAUUACAAAUUAAAGGGCUUCACUCUCCUAACCAUCAA
Maylandia zebra (zebra mbuna) is the source of this 1719-nucleotide messenger RNA. RefSeq names its product RAB6B, member RAS oncogene family b (gene rab6bb). The record is from RefSeq and is a predicted model, not a curated record. NCBI's taxonomy places the organism in Eukaryota, Metazoa, Chordata, Actinopteri, Cichliformes, Cichlidae. Gene Ontology annotation, molecular function: GTP binding; GTPase activity.